AUGUCUGCAUCUGAGGUUAGGAUUGUCAGCCACAAACACAGCAUGAGCAGGGGUGAAAAAUGUACAGAUAGUGAACAUCUUCCCCAAAAUUCCCAGUACAAAGAUUGUUUGCAUGUUUCUACAUCAGAGGCAAAGGCUGGGGGGGCUCUACCCCAUUUUGCCCUUCUAGGUCAGUUGGGAAUCAAACCCCUGACUCAUCUCGCAGUGCAAUGGUGGAUGCGUGGGGGUUCUGGAAGAGCUGGACCUUCCAGUCAAUGUGGAACAACAUCAAUGAACUCCACAGGAACAUGGGAAGAGGAUGAGCUGGAUGAGAAGCUGGACAAUGAUGGAGAAAGGCAAUGCCCUGUGUUUGCCAGUAUGAGGCAAGACCCCCAAGAAUGGGUGGAAUGUGAAUACAUGGGGUGUCUUACCAGCAGGGAACACAAAAAGCAACACUGGAUUGCCUCUGGUGAUUGGUGUGACUAUUGCUCCAUCACUACUCAUGUCAAUGGUAAGAGGGAGCUCAAAGAAAUUUUGGUGUGCCACAACGCAUUUUGCAUGCUUGAGGAGCACACUGAAAGAGUCAAGACAGCUAUUAGACAAUCAAGAAAUACUGCCAAGGCAUUGAGCCAUGCUCGUCCUGCAUGCGCCACUCAGGAAUGUAGUCCUGACAAUUUUGAGGAGACCAUACAGUCGGUGGUGAAGCCAAGUUGCAUGAAGCCUAAUCUAGGUUUUAUUGGAAGAGUGAUCAUCAAUGCGAACAAGCCUGGUGACCCUAAGGCUACUGCCAAAGGCUAUAAUGCCAACCACAUUCAUCAUGGGCUUGAGUCAGAAAAAUUUGUGAAGCUGUUGGCAUCACUGACUAUGCAAGAAACCUUGGUUGUUGUAGUGGAUGUGGUUGUUUGUCAUAACAAGAAGACAAUGGAACUGUAUUGGUCCAACAUGCUUGAAGGAAUACAUGUUCCUGUUGUGUGCAGGCGAAAGGAUCUGGAGAGCAGACUCCAUGAGCAGUACCUCUGGCACUUGCCUGGUACUCAGAAGGGGUACAAAUGGGAUUAUGAUGAAUUUGUUCUCUGUGAUAAGUCACGUGAAAGAGUCUUGAUGGUAAAGCCUGAUGGGAUGCUCUCAAAUGCUGAUGAGUUCAUCAUGUGGGGUGGUCGGAUUGAUCCCAAAAAUGGCAGUUGGAUUGCCCCCUCCGGCAAAGUGGAGUUCAACUUCCACGUCAGAUUGCAGUACAUGUCAAUAUUCGAGGAGUGGUGGGACAGGAAUGUGGUAAAUGCCAGUUUGGAGACCAGUUCACCUGUCAAGAGCCCUCCUGCAAAGAAAGACAAAGGAAAGCAAAGUAUACUUGUUGAUACCUCUCCUCAGGCCGGAGCUCCCAAGAGCACUCUAGAACCCAUCCAAAGAAAGCGGCCUCUUGAAAUUCGUCCAGUGUUGACAGAUGAUGAUGAUGAUCUUUUAGUUGUCAUCAUAAAUGAAACAGAUAAGGCUGCUCCUCCUGCUGUGGAUGGUGCUUGGAAAUGUUUCCAUGUGCCCAGGGUCAUUAAUGGGGAUGAAGACAACGCCACUUGGAAUGCCACAGUAGAACCCCCUCAUAGGUCUCACUGCAAGUGCCAGAGAAGCCAAGUAGAGUGCUCCAGACCAUCACACAGCUGCCAAGAGAUCACACAGCUGCCAAGAGAUCACUCAACUACAAACAGAUCGACUCAGGUGCAUGCCAUUGCAGACAUCAAUAUGGGUUAUUCAAGUGACUGGUAUCAGGCCACUGAUAAUUGCCUGUUUGAGGAUACCAUUACACCAAUGGACAGGAAUGAACGAUGGACAGGAUUGACCAUGAGUGUUGCCAAUGGUUCAUUCAAAGGGAGUGGAAGGGGUGGGAGUGAAUCUGAGAACAUGAGCUCAUGGCAUGUAGGGAUAAUGGUCGUUCCCCACUGUUUUCUGAAGCAGCUUCAAACAAUGGCAGAGCUUUCACAGAUUGAGUAUGACAGCUCAUUGUAUGGGACGCUCUUGGGACAUACCUCCAAUGUGAAGAACUAUGGAACAGGGACUUUUAAGAUCGCUUGGAAGGGUAUUUUGGAGGUUCCCAAUGAUGGUAACAUUGUGCCAGCAUGUUUACAGGGUCUGUUUUCCUAUGCCUGGAUGCAUCAUUUCAUCAAAGAGAAAGACUCCUCACUGCCAUGGCCAAUCCCUCAAUUUUGUUUUGCAGAGACAGCCAUUGUGCAGUUGAUCAAAGAGGACAACAAAGGUCUGCAGUGGACAAGUCAGGCAUGGCUUGUAGAGGAAUGGAUGGAAGGACCUUUUGUGAACACAUCCAAUAUGACAAACUUCAUCGGAAGGUUUUCAUCUCUGACUUCCAGGGUUAUGAUGAGUCCUGAUCACUUUCCAAAUGAUCACAAAUGUAACAAGUGGUGUGAUUGGUUUGGCUUAAAAGAGCUAGGGGAAGAACUACAUUGCACUGGAGGCAAAGGAGGUACAGAAUAUGUGCUUGGAACAAUCAAAGGGCUGCUUAAGUGUGGCUUAACUUUGUAUUUGGUGGAGCCCAAAUUGUGUGUCAUAAUGGGAAAGAUCAAUCUGAUCAAUGUUGUGACCAUGAUUCUGAGCUUGAAAUCACAAUCACAGGAUUGGCCUUUAAAGCUUGUGUUAUGCAAGUCUAAUUGUGGGAAUGGCAGAACAGACAAUGGCAAUGUGAUGCCUGAGCAACUUAUGCAGGGACCAGGAUUCUCCUAG
Molecule: messenger RNA, 2706 nt
Organism: Desarmillaria tabescens
Lineage: Eukaryota; Fungi; Basidiomycota; Agaricomycetes; Agaricales; Physalacriaceae
Exons: 17
Coding region: 1-2706 (901 amino acids)
Source: RefSeq, a predicted model, not a curated record